Paramuricea clavata is the source of this 1952-nucleotide messenger RNA. The record is from the annotation of a GenBank genome assembly. NCBI's taxonomy places the organism in Eukaryota, Metazoa, Cnidaria, Anthozoa, Malacalcyonacea, Plexauridae.
AUGAUCAAGCAAUUAGUAACCAACCAUCCAGUCCUGAGGUACUACAAAGUAAACGAGCCUGUAAAGAUACAGUGUGAUGCGAGUGAAGUCGGUUUGGGAGCAACGCUUCUGCAGAAAGGGCAACCUGUGGCCUAUGCCUCGAGGUCGCUGACAACAACGGAACGCAGAUAUGCACAGAUCGAAAAAGAAUGUCUUGCCAUUCUUUUUGCCUGUGAACGUUUCGAUUUGUAUAUCUGUAGAAGAGAAAGAGUAGUUGUCGAAUCAGAUCAUAAGCCACUCGAGGUAAUUUUCAAGAAGUCCUUACUAACCGCCCCUCGACGUCUUCAGAGAAUGUUGCUGAAGCUGCAGAAAUACAGCUUAGAUGUAAGUUACAAGAGAGGAAAGGAAAUGUAUCUGGCCGAUACACUCUCACGAGCCUCAUUACCCGAAACUGGUAGCGGCAGCAGCAAGAUGAAAACAGUGCAGAUUUUCCACAUCAGCCAACAGACCAAAGUGGAGAAAGAAGUGGAAAGUGUGAAUCAUACGUCAUUCCUGAACGUAACAGCAGAUAGACUUAAACAAAUACAGCAGCAUACAGCGCAAGAUAUGGUCCUACAAGUAUUAAAGACCACUAUUCUCUCUGGCUGGCCUGAGACACGACAAGAAGUGCCCAUAGUGAUCAGAGAUUACUGGACUUUCCGAGAGGAAAUGACGGUUCAGAAUGGUGUUAUCUUUAAGAGAAAGAGAAUCGUCAUUCCUAAAUCAAUGCGACCCGAGAUGUUACAGCGGAUACACUCAAGUCACCUUGGAGGAGAAUCCUGUUUGCGAAAGGCGCGAGAUGUGCUGUACUGGCCUAAUAUGAGCGCAGAAAUCAAGGAUAUGGUCGAAAAGUGUACUACGUGCAAUGAAUAUCAGCAGGCGCAGAAGAAAGAACCGUUGAUGACACACCCUAUUCCUGAAUGCCCAUGGAGCCGUAUUGCCAUGGAUAUCUUCACACUACAUGGAGAAGAUUACCUUAUCACUGUGGAUUUUUAUUCAGAUUUUUGGGAAGUUUUGGAUCGUUUGGUUGACAUGACAGCAGCUACAGUAAUUGAACACUGCAAGGUGCACUUCAGUAGACAUGGAGUGCCCGAUGUUGUCAUGACGGACAAUGGUGGACAGUUCGAUAGUAGAGAUUUCACUAGUUUUGCUAAAGAUUGGGAAUUUGAACAUACAACGUCAUCACCAUAUCAUAGUCAAUCUCAUAGAAAGGUUGAGGCCGCAGUAAAGAUUGCGAAGAGGCUAAUGAAAAAAGCCAAGCGAAGUGGUCAAGAUGUGUGGAAAGCUAUUCUUGACUGGAGGAAUACUCCAACUGAGAGCAUGAGCAGCUGUCCUGUUCAGCGUCUCAUGUCUCGCCGGACACGUACGCUAUUACCGACAGCAAGUCAGUUACUUAAGCCUAAAGUUGAGGAGGGAGUUCAAGAAAAGAUUAAACUGAAGAGACAAAAGGCUAAACGGUAUUAUGAUAGAGGUUCAACAAGCUUUCCGGAGUUGGAGAAAAAGUUAGAGUAAAGCCAUCUGUGGUUAAGAAAGAUGGAAGAUGGGAACUUGGUGCGUGUGUGCAGAAGUCCGAGCCUCGUUCAUAUAUUGUGAAUGUUGGUGGAAAAUUGUAUAGAAGAAAUAGAAAGUUCCUGAGAACUUCGAAAGAGAAAGAUGUUGAGCAGAGUAUCCCUGAAGAAGUACCGGAACCCCAACCAGUUUCAAAUGGUCCAGUAGAGACCAAUUCCGAGAGUACAACCCACUCAAGAAUGUUGCAGAAAACUCCAGAUAAGUCAAUUACGUCACCAAGGAACAGUUUGGUAAGUGAACCGACUGAAACAAUGACUGACAAUCAAUCUUGUGAAGGAACACAAUCAACACCUAAUGUUGAACGACACACAAGAACUCGAAAGAUUAGACAACCUAAACGUUAUACUGAUUUUGUCAUGAAGUAG